AUGGAAGAUUCUUUGAGUUCUACUACUAAGUUUGUAGAAGUGCCUCGAUUAGACGUAACUCAGGCAACGGAGGUUGAAAUAAUUGAUAAAGUCCACGAACUCUGUGUUAAGCAAGGAAUUCCGCUUGUACUUGAAAACUAUCACUUAAAAAAGGAAUUCGACGCAGAGUUAUUUACCAAAGAAUGGAUUCAACGAAAUUGUGGUGACCAAGAGAUAUCAGCUCGUGAUGUAAAUAAUAUAUUGGAUGAACAGAUGAAAUUAUCGGAUUAUUUAGAUUAUGUUGAGAAAGUUUCAAAGGACACUGGAUCUGUGCAACAGAAAUUAUAUGCAAAAGAUGUUACGUGUCCGAUUGUGUGGAAAGAUUAUAUCGGUAGUUUUUUGCCAAGUUAUUUUAGGUAUAACGGAAAUAAUGAUUUAAUGUCAAACCUGACACCUGAUCUUCGAGCUGAGAAUCUCAUGAUUUAUAUUGGAGUUGGUGGAACAAAUACUCCAUUACACAAGGAUAUGUGUUCUUCAUUCGGUCACAAUAUAAUGGUUCAUGCGGAUCCAGAUUCUUGGUCUACAUGGUAUAUGAUCGCUCGUGAUGAUAAAGAAAAAAUGAGUGCAUUAGUACAGGCUCUGGGUCAGGACGUCGAUCUUGAGAAUUAUUACGUACCACUUGACAUCUUAGAAAAGGCAGAUUUUACUGUGUAUCACACUAAACAAUUAGUCGGCGACUUUGUUAUGGUGCCGUCUGAAUGUUGUCAUGAAGUUAUCAAUGUGGGCUCUUGUACAAUAAAAGUUUCAUGGAACAGGAUAACUCCUUAUUCUGCGUAUCUGGGUGUGAUGGAUGCUGUGCCUAGCUACCAAAGAGUACUACGUCCUGAAACGUACCAAAUGAAACGACUUGUCUUCGAGAGUUUAAAUAAAUGGACUGAAGCGAUAUCCACGAAUUUACGUUGUUCAUCAGCUGACCAUUUGUCUCCUAGUCUUGAUUUUGUCACUCGAAUCGAAAAUGCUCCUGGCAGAGAUCUUCGAACUGAGUACAAACUUUUAAUAAUCACGUACAAAUAUAUCAUAGAACAAGAAUGGGUUUCCAAUGAGCAUUGGAAUGAUGGCGUUCAUUUCCCAUUGACUCCAGACAACAAAUCACAUAUGUCAUGCGAUUUUUGUCAUUGUGAUCUGUGGAAUCGUCACGUCCAUUGUUAUGAUUGUAAAACAGAAGCUGGCGUUAAUUACGACCUAUGUCUUAAUUGUUAUGCAAAUGGUCGUGCAUGUUCUCAUUUGAUGCAAAUUCGUAAAGGUAGAAAAAUGAAACGACUUCGUAACGUUUACACUUAUGCAAAAGAUGCCUUUGAAAAAAAGUUUGGAAAAGAUGAUGAGUUAGUUGAUCCUAAUGACUUAAUUAAUGAUUCAGAAGCCACUUUGGCUUACAUUCGUUGGAAAAAAGCUGACAGUGAUGAAGAUAUGGGAUCUCAUGAUUUAAAGUCAAAAUUACCAGAGAAGGUCUAUAUGCAGCCAUAUUGGCCACAAGCUCCACAAGUUCGUCGCAAUGAUGAUGAAUCUGCAAAAGAUAAAUUAGAAAAAUCAAGAAAAAAGAGGAGUCGUAAAUCUAAACCUACGCAAGUUAAUAAUUCUGACAAUCAAUCUGCUAUGGUUGAUGUCAACGCUAAAUCUCUACAAGAAAGUGAUUUAUCUAACUAUGAAUCCGAUAGUCUCCCUACAAAGGUUCAUACAGAAAAGAAAAAGUUACGCCAAGAAUCUUUAAAAUCUACUAAUAGGUCUAAAAAUAAUGGUGAGAGGAAUUCUUCAACCAGAAAAAGGAAAUCUCAUAAAGUGACUGACAAAUCUUUGGAAGAUUGUGAAACUGAAAGUUCCCCUGUUAAAAAGAAACAGAAUCGAAGAGUUAAUCAAUCUUCAAAAGCAGACAGUAGUUCAACUAAAUCUGUUGCUAAAAAGAUUGAUUUUCAGGAACAUGAACAAUCUUUGAAAGGUGAUGAAUCAAAGAUUGUUUCUAUUAAUGGUGGCAAACGAUCACGGAAUAGUAAAAAGCAUCAACCCGUUCUAAAUAAACGAAAUCGUAUGACAAAUGAAGGUGAAUCAAAUAAUAAUCAUGAUAGUGUUAACGGUGUUACAAAUAAUGAUCAGCCUAAAUUAGAUGAUUCAAAUGUACUUACACCAAUCGAACGUGAUUUUGCACGAUCGUGCCGUGAUUUAUACUUUGUUGAUAGUGUUCUAAGCGCGUACAUGAAAUUGGAGGAUCUCCAAACUCAACAACAUCCUUCUCCUGCUGAGUCAAGCCUAUAA
This is a messenger RNA of Cetraspora pellucida, 2286 nucleotides long. Lineage: Eukaryota; Fungi; Glomeromycota; Glomeromycetes; Diversisporales; Gigasporaceae. The record is from the annotation of a GenBank genome assembly.